AUGGCCAAACCAACCCCAUCAACAACAACCCGCCUGACCCACCUCCUAAAACACUGGCCAACCGACAAAGUCCGCCCGGCCUCGGUCUCCGUGCAAACCUACCUGCAAUCGCGCCUGCACCCGCAGCAACCACAAAACGGCAAGAAAGCCGCCUCGUCGCAACAACAACAACAACCAGCAGCAGCAGCAGCAGCAGCAGCGGGACUUUCGCAGGCCUCGCUCAAUGCACUCACCUCUCUUCUCGAGGACCGAUACGCGCGCCGGUACCCCCUCCCGCCCAGUCUGCGUCACCCGGCUAGUAACCCCCAGCAUUAUGAGAAUGUGAUCCGGGAGUUUGAUGAGGCGCCGGAUCGAGAUUGGUUUGGGAGGUUGCGGAAGAGGGUUGCGGGGAUGUUGCGGUUGAAGUAA
Messenger RNA from Aspergillus homomorphus CBS 101889, 408 nucleotides. Its product is annotated as ubiquinol-cytochrome c reductase complex assembly factor 2. Gene Ontology annotation, molecular function: ribosome binding. Lineage: Eukaryota; Fungi; Ascomycota; Eurotiomycetes; Eurotiales; Aspergillaceae. The coding region runs from base 1 to 408 and encodes 135 amino acids. The record is from RefSeq and is a predicted model, not a curated record. Gene Ontology annotation, biological process: mitochondrial respiratory chain complex III assembly. The transcript has 2 exons. Gene Ontology annotation, cellular component: Cbp3p-Cbp6 complex; mitochondrion.